UUGUGUGUGUUUAUUUGGGGGGGGAGGAUCAAAUGUGUGUGUGGGUUGGUGCAUAGUGUGGGUUGCUUUACGAGUCAUCUUUUAAAACAAGUAAAACCCUUUUACACAUACACACAUAAACCCCUCUCCCCGGCCAGACGAUGGGUUAUGGACUUGGUUUGAUCUACCUCCAGGACAGUUCAGGGAAGAACACGAAAAGCAUGCGUGAAAAAAAGAAAAAACAGAAAACAGGUAAAAGGAACUCGGCAGUUGUUUCCGGUAUCCUCCAAAAAUUUUUGAACACUUACAAGCGGAACUGUGCUCAGAGUUUGUGCACCACAAGCCCAAAGCUGAGACAGGAUCUGCGCAGAUGCAUUGAGAAGGGAGCGAUCCUGACAAAGCUGAUAGUUGCACGUCCUGAGGUGUCUGAGGAUGAUUCACUUCCAGUUUCUCUCAAGCCAUUACUGAUGACCAUCCGAGAAGAGCGUUACAUGCACGGAAAAGAGCUAUGCGUCUGGGACGUUCCUCUGACCAACCAAGACAUAGCAGAAUUAGCAAUAAUUAUAGAGCUCCACGGACGAACUUCCUACCCGUUUUCCAAAGUGGAACUGAUGGAUUGCGGGAUCGAUGCUUGGUCAGUGGAAAGAUUUGGGAAAGCUGUCAAUUUCAGUGUGUUGAUUUGCAUUGUCCUGGACUAUAAUGAGAUUGCCAUUGAUGGACUCAGAGGUCUCUGUCAUGGUCUGGAAGGGAACACUCGCUUGUUAACACUGAGUAUGUGCUAUUGCAAUCUGGGACCUGCAAGUGGACCAUUACUGGGAAAUCUUGUCACCAAAACUGCCAUUAGAGAUGUGUUUCUGGAUGGCAAUGACUUGCAGUGUGAAGGAGCCAGCAAACUUAUUGAGCCCAUUGCACAGCAGGCAGGGACCGAGGCUCAAAGCAAAGUUAAUAAAGGAAAAAGGAGCAGGAAAGAGCUCCCAGAAGUCGCUUCCUGGGUAUCCAAGCUUCACCUGGCAGAUAAUGGCAUUGACGGAAGAGGAAAGGAUGGAAACAUAGCGCCAAUGCAAUUUACUCAAAUGGUGUGUCAGCUGAUCAGGUUUUCAAACCAUUUGACUGAAUUGGACUUGGAUGACAAUUGCCUAGGAGAGUUGUGUGGGAAAGAAUUACUGAAUGCCCUCAAGGAAAGAAAGGAAGCAAAAAUGCCAAGUUUGAAGAUCAAAGUUACGGCUCAGAUGAACGCAGACACUUUUAGCAAGAUCGUGAAAUGCAACAGAAAACUCAAGAAAGUCAAAAAGAAAAAGAAGCGAAAGAAAUGAAUAUGAAUGGAAGGAUGAAUCAAUUAAUCAGUAUCUCCCAGAUCACCUCUCCGGAUGCCUUUUUUAAAACCACGGUGGAAACAGAGCCCCAUCUCACUUAUAAAAGAUAUUGUUUCUGCUCCAAAAGAGAAACGUUGAGGAAGAGUUCCUGUUUGAAAGG
Callorhinchus milii (elephant shark) is the source of this 1452-nucleotide messenger RNA. RefSeq lists its product as uncharacterized. Gene Ontology annotation, molecular function: protein binding. Bases 141 to 1292 code for a protein of 383 amino acids. The record is from RefSeq and is a predicted model, not a curated record. The transcript is spliced from 9 exons. NCBI's taxonomy places the organism in Eukaryota, Metazoa, Chordata, Chondrichthyes, Chimaeriformes, Callorhinchidae.